AUGACGAGGGCCCACCUGCCGGCAGCGGCGGGGGCGGCGCAGCGGCGGCCGACGGUGGCGCUGCUGCUGGGCCUGGCGCUCGCCUUCUGCCUCGCCGUCCUCUCCAUCCAGUCCUCCUCCUUCGCCGCCCCAGGGGCGCCGGGCAGGAGGCUGGAUCUGGACGCCGACGACGUGCGCGAGCUCGCGGGGUUCCAGUCCCGCGUCCAGCAGUGCGUGGCUAGCAGAGGAUUUGGUCUCACAGCAGAUAUUAUUGAUCAUUGCAAGCUGGUCCUUAAAUUUCCUGAAGGAACCAACAGCACCUGGUAUAACACCCAGUUCAAGAUUUUUGAACCUCUAGAAUACAAAUAUGAUGUCUGCGAAACUAUCCUAUUGUGGGAACAGUACCGCAACAUGACAACUGUAUUGACAAGGGAAUACUUGGAUGUGAGGCCUGAUGGAUGGUUGGAUUAUGCGGCUAAAAGGAUUGCACAGCUUGGUGCUGAUAAAUGCUACAAUCGUACUCUCUGUGAUGAGCUUCUUAGCAUUUUACUGCCUACUAAACCCCCUUUCCAUCCACGCCAGUUCGCAACAUGUGCAGUUGUUGGUAACUCAGGAGAUCUCUUGAAUACAGAGUUUGGACAAGAGAUUGAUGCACAUGACGCAGUGUUUCGGGACAAUGAGGCACCUGUCAAUAAGAAAUAUGCCAAACAUGUUGGAUUGAAAAGGGACUUUCGACUGGUUGUCCGGGGUGCUGCUCGAAAUAUGGCACCAAUACUGAAGGGCUCCUCUGAUGAGGCACUUAUCAUUAAAAGUUUGACGCACAAAGAAAUCAAUGCGGUGAUAAAGGAACUUCCAAAUCCUGUCUACCUUUUUCAAGGUAUAGUUUUAAGAAGAGGUGCUAAAGGAACUGGCAUGAAGUCCAUAGAACUGGCCCUUUCCAUGUGUGAUAUUGUUGACAUGUAUGGUUUUACAGUUGAUCCUGGGUACACAGAAUGGACACGGUAUUUCACAGGCCCUAGGAAAGGACAUAAUCCACUGCAAGGCCGAGCUUAUUAUCAACUUCUGGAAUGCCUUGGGGUCAUUCGUAUCCAUUCUCCCAUGAGAGCACAAAGGGUGGAAGAUUGGUCAGACAUACCAAGCAAAGAAGAGAUCAGAAGAGCACACACUGCAGCUUUUCAUCUAAAAAAACAUGAAACUGGCCAGUCGGCUGAACUGGGGCCAUUUAGUAAUUGCAAGAUGUGGGGAACAGUUGACCCUGACUAUGGACCGGUAUCAGGUACUUCAGAUAUGAGUGAGACACGCAAGAAUUCAAACUACAGCAAGUGGGAGUUGCUUCCACUUGAGAAGCUGAGAAGAGAAGCUCAGGAAUACCAUAUCCAAAUGGGUGGCGUGUCUCUAUAUAAGAUGGAUGGAAACAAGUUGGAUGAUCUUGUCUGUGUGAGGCACCAACGUUCAUCAAGUUAA
Miscanthus lutarioriparius is the source of this 1443-nucleotide messenger RNA. NCBI's taxonomy places the organism in Eukaryota, Viridiplantae, Streptophyta, Magnoliopsida, Poales, Poaceae. The record is from the annotation of a GenBank genome assembly.